Molecule: messenger RNA, 1683 nt
Organism: Mangifera indica (mango)
Lineage: Eukaryota; Viridiplantae; Streptophyta; Magnoliopsida; Sapindales; Anacardiaceae
Product: wax ester synthase/diacylglycerol acyltransferase 6-like
Exons: 7
Coding region: 45-1529 (494 amino acids)
Biological process (GO): triglyceride biosynthetic process
Cellular component (GO): plasma membrane
Molecular function (GO): diacylglycerol O-acyltransferase activity; long-chain-alcohol O-fatty-acyltransferase activity
Source: RefSeq, a predicted model, not a curated record
CUAUACUCGUUCCACCAACUGAUCAUUUUAUAGAAAGAUUGAAAAUGCAAGGUCUUAAACCUAUCAAAGUGAGCACAGACGUUGAAAAAUUGACAUUGCACAAUGUUAUGGAAAAUCAGCCUUUGAGUCCAAUGGCUCGUAUGUUUCAUGAGCCUGAUUCUAACGUCUAUAUUAUGGCCAUGAUUGGUUUGAAGACAGAAAUCAAUGCAGAAGUUGUUAAAGCAAACUUGGUGCAUACUUUGGUUAAGCACCCUCGUUUCUCUAGCUUGCAGGUUGUGGAUGAACAGAAUGGUGGGAGGCUAAUCUGGCUACCAACCGAGGUGAAUUUAGACAAUCACGUUGUAGUCCCCAAGCUGGACCCAAACAGCAUUGAAUUGUCUGAUAAAUUUGUGGAAGAUUACAUCUCCAAUCUCAGCAAAAAUGGAAUCAAGAUGUCAAUACCAAUGUGGGAUAUCCAUCUCCUCAACGUUAAAACUUCUGAUGCUGAAUCCGUCGCCGUUCUUCGAGUCCACCACUCUCUCGGUGAUGGAACUUCUCUUAUGUCUCUCUUCCUUGCUUGUACUCGUAAGGUUUCUAACCCAGAAGAACCCCCCACCAUUCCAAUGGUUAAUAAAGCGAAUUCCAAAAAAUCUUCAAGAGGGUUAUGGGGAAAACUCAUCAAGCUAUGGUUGGCUUUGUUGCUGUUCUGGAACACUCUUGUUGAUGUUGUGAUGUUUCUUGCUACGACAUUAAUGCUUGUAAAGGAUACGGAAACGCCUCUUAAAGGUCCCUUGGGCGUUGGAACAACUCCUCGGCGAUUUGUUCAUCGAUCUGUCAGUUUGGAUGAUAUCAUGCUUAUAAAGAAUACAAUGAGAACUACAAUCAAUGAUGUUAUGCUAGGAGUGACUCAAGCAGGCUUGUCUCGGUAUCUCAAUCGAAAAUAUGGGGAGAGUAUUAAGAUUGAUAAGGGAGCAUCAGAAAGAAGAAACAAUCUUCCAAAGAACAUUCGUCUUAGAGCGACCUUUUUCAUGAACCUCAGGCCGUCUCCAGGGAUUCAAGAGCUAGCUGAUAUGAUGAAGAAGGGUACUAAAGCAAAGUGGGGCAACCAAAUUGGUUAUUUAAUCUACCCUUUCACCAUUGCAUUACGAGAUAAUCCAUUAGGCUACCUCAGAGAAGCUAAGGCCGCCAUGGAUAGGAAAAAAGCUUCUUUAGAGGCUUCUUUCUCUUAUUUCUUGGCUAAAUAUUUUCUCAAGUUUGGUGGCAUGAAGAUGGCUAGCUUUCCAUCUCAAACCACAUUGUGGUUCUCAAAUGUGGCUGGCCCCAAAGAAGAAAUCAGUUUAUUUGGACAUCCAGUGGCUUAUAUAGCCCCAAGUUGUUUUGGGCAACCCAAUGGAUUGAUGAUUCAUGUUGUAAGUUAUGUGAACAAGAUGACAUUCAUCUUAUCAGUUGAUGAUGGUAUUAUUCCUGACCCUCAUCAGCUUUGUGAUGAUCUUGAAGAAUCUCUUAACCUCAUCAAAACCGCCAUCAUCAAUUUGAAGACGACUACUUAAGAUAAAUGGUCAUAACUUCACCGCAUACAUAUUAAUGCAGUACCAGUUCAUGGCUAUAUGCUAGUAUCUUCAUAUGUAAUUCUAAAUAAUGGAACUGGGAAAAUGUACUGAAUCACUUUUACAAGUUCAUAGUUAUAUGUUUGCAAUAGCUAAG